AUUGUUUAUUUAUUUUUUUUGUUUGUUUUUGUUUUUAUAAGCAAAAAAACAUCAAAACAAAAUAUGACAAAUAGUUUUUUUAUAUGAGCAAGAUUAUAAAUAAUUUAAACAAGUAAAUAUAAAUUAAUUUUAAAGUUUAUAUUGUAGUGAUAUGAAUUGUAAAAGUUCACGUGACGUAUGGAGCAAUGUUUAUGGUAAAAAAAAGCCAAUAUGUAAAUCAGCAUCAAAUACUGAUAGACAUGGAUUAAAAUUACUGAAUGAUGAUGAAUUUGUUGAUGAAAAUAAGAGAAAAGAAAUGGAAUAUAGUAUCAAGAGAUUACAUGAAUUAAUUUCUGAUCCAAUAACACAAGAAAGCAAGCCAUGGAUUGACAGAUUGUUAAAUAAUUUUUUGGAUGGUAUUAAAAGUGUUGGAUACAGAGUCAAGGAUCUUCCAGCAAUAAUGCAAGUACUGGAAUUUUUAGCCUGGAAAACACGAGAUAAUCCAGAUUAUCAAAAACAUCUUGAUAAAAUGCUGGAACAUUGUUGUUGGCCUCCACGUUUUGAUAAAUCAUCUGAAAUUUUAUCAUCUCGUGAUGUUAUUGAACAUUAUUUUUCUUUGCUUGGAUAUGUUAUUGUUAUUCUUUCAAAUUAUCAAGAUGAUAUAUCAAAAGUACUGAAUGCAUUGUGUCAACUUUUAACAAAAACAAAAUCAAUUGAUAAAUCAGCUGUUAAAUUAGAGUAUCGUUAUGAAGCUGUUGAAAAAUCAAAACUUCCUUCAAUAAUUGCUAAUUUUAUUGAAAUUUGUAAUAUUGAAAUUUUCGACAAAGUACUUGAUUUAAUUUGGAUUAUUGUUUCAAUUUCUGAUACAUGCUGUCAUAAAAUGAUUGAGCAUGGAAUAAUAAAUAAUCUGUUGAUAAAAUUACCACAAUUAUUAGUCAAUUCAGAGACAACAAAUAAUUUAAAUUACAUUGAAAAAGAUGUUGAUGAUAAAGGCAUUCAGAUUGUCAAUAUUUUAUGGAAACUAAUGGCAUCAAUUGUUUUUUCCAAUGAUAUUCCAAUAACAGUAAUGAAAAAUUCAAUUCCAAAAUUAGAAGCCAUGGAAUCACUUAAAAGUGCAUUUAAAAUUACACUCAAUGGAUCACAAUCAUCAAAAAAUUUUACAACAAUUAGAAAUGAUUUGAGUGUAAUAAUUUUAUCAGGAUUAACAGUCAAGUGGUCCCUUGUUGCUUCUGGUUUGGCUGAUGACAUAAUAACAUCAUCAAUAUCAACCACCACUCCAACAACCAGUGAUGAUAUUUUUUAUCAAAAAACUCUACAAUGUAUUUUGUGUCAUCUUGCUCACUGUGAUGCAUCGAUAACUAUUAUGAAAAAAAAAUUUGUUGUAUCAAAAAUUCUGGAGGAUUUGACAUCAAAAUAUAAUUCAAAGACCAAUGUUAAUUCAAGAGAUUUAAUUGAGGGAUCUGGUUUGAUUGAAAAUUCCUUAAAAACUUUACAAAAUAUUGUGCCAAAAAUUCCUCAUCAAUUUAUCAAUGAAAAUGGGCCAUCAAAAAUUAUAUCAAUAUUAAAAUUGAGCAUUAAAUCAAAUUUAAAUAACUCAAUUGUUGAAGAAAUUGCAAAAACUAUUUGUUCAUUGUUAAUAAGUGAUGAUAAAAUAAUGUUAAAAAAAUUUCAAGAUGCUGAAAUUGUAUCUACAUUAAUUGGUAAAUUUUAA
Molecule: messenger RNA, 1690 nt
Organism: Aphidius gifuensis
Lineage: Eukaryota; Metazoa; Arthropoda; Insecta; Hymenoptera; Braconidae
Exons: 5
Coding region: 152-1690 (512 amino acids)
Biological process (GO): positive regulation of flagellated sperm motility
Cellular component (GO): non-motile cilium; sperm midpiece
Source: RefSeq, a predicted model, not a curated record